Messenger RNA from Rhizopus microsporus ATCC 52813, 906 nucleotides. RefSeq names its product putative CDK1. Gene Ontology annotation, molecular function: cyclin-dependent protein serine/threonine kinase activity; ATP binding. Bases 1 to 906 code for a protein of 301 amino acids. The transcript has a single exon. The record is from RefSeq and is a predicted model, not a curated record. NCBI's taxonomy places the organism in Eukaryota, Fungi, Mucoromycota, Mucoromycetes, Mucorales, Rhizopodaceae. Gene Ontology annotation, biological process: protein phosphorylation. Gene Ontology annotation, cellular component: cytoplasm; nucleus.
AUGAACUCCCUGGGUUCGAACCCUGAAACAAGGUACACUCGACUAGAAAAGCUAGGUGAAGGCACCUAUGCGACCGUUUAUAAGGGAAAGAGUCGAAUUACAGGAGAGACAGUAGCUCUUAAAGAAAUUCACUUAGAUCCUGAAGAAGGUGCACCCUCCACAGCCAUUCGAGAAAUUUCACUCAUGAAGGAACUCAAACAUACCAACAUCAUUCGACUGCUUGAUGUCAUUCAUACCGAAAGUAAACUCAUUCUCGUCUCAGAGUAUAUGGACCAAGACCUCAAAAAGUUUAUGGACGCUCGACAGGGUAAUCUCGACACAGCCACUAUCAAGUCGUUCAUGUAUCAAUUAUUGAAGGGUAUCGCUUAUUGUCAUGAAAACAGGGUGCUUCAUCGUGACCUGAAGCCUCAGAACUUGCUGAUCAAUAAACAUGGUGAAUUGAAAUUGGGAGACUUUGGCCUGGCUCGUGCCUUUGGUAUCCCUGUAAACACGUUUUCGAAUGAAGUUGUCACGCUUUGGUAUCGUGCACCUGAUGUCCUUUUGGGCUCUCGUAUGUAUUCUACAUCCAUCGAUAUCUGGUCAGCAGGCUGCAUUAUGGGUGAAAUGUACACAGGUCGGCCGUUGUUCCCUGGAACGACCAAUGAAGAUCAGUUACAAAAGAUAUUUCGGUUAUUAGGCACACCAACAGAACAGACUUGGCCUGGUGUCUCGCAACUAUCAGAAUAUAAACAACCAGCUGUCAUCUAUCCUCAACAGAGCAUAAAUCAAGUUUUACCCAACAUUGAUGUCUGUGGUCUCGAUUUACUCAGUCGUAUGCUUCAAUAUCAACCUCAAUUAAGAAUAUCAGCAAAGGAUGCACUCAAUCACAGUUACUUUGCUGAAUUAAAUAGAUGUAACCCUUAUUAG